ACGGAAGCAGGGAAGCCUGGGUGGACAGUGUACGCAGCAUGCAGUGUUGUGUUUCACAACGACGAGGGUGUGAGUGUGUGCACCAGCGCCGCCUUCCCCAGCUACCCUCCCCUCAUCCUCCUCUUUCCUCCACCCCAACCAGGAAACACGGGCCCGGCUCAUCUGAAGCCGUUUCGCGUGAGGAGGGCAGAAAUGGCGGCCAACAUGUACCGGGUCGGAGAUUAUGUCUUCUUUGAGAAUUCCUCCAGCAACCCUUAUCUGAUCAGGCGAAUAGAGGAACUCAAUAAGACGGCCAGCGGGAACGUGGAGGCCAAGGUGGUCUGCUUCUACCGACGGAGGGACAUCUCCCACAGCCUCAUCCAGCUGGCAGACAAACAUGCCAAGGACCUGGAGGAGGAGAAGGAGAGCCCCAGCGAGCCAGAGCUCACGGACAAACAGAAGCACCAGCUGCGCCAUCGAGAGCUCUUCCUGUCCCGCCAGUACGAGUCGCUCCCGGCAACGCACAUCCGGGGGAAAUGCAGUGUGGCGCUCCUGAACGAAACAGAAGCGGUCCUCUCCUACCUGGAUAAAGAGGACACCUUCUUCUACUCGCUGGUGUACGACCCCACGCAGAAGACCCUGCUGGCAGACAAGGGCGAGAUCCGCGUGGGCCCGCGCUUCCAGGCCGACGUCCCGGACAUGCUACAGGAGGGCGAGCCGGACGAUCGGGACCUGUCCAAACUGGAGGAGAAGAUGUGGGACCCGCACUGUCCGCUCACCAGCAAGCAGAUCGACCAGUUCCUUGUGGUGGCACGUGCGGUGGGGACCUUCGCCCGGGCGCUGGACUGCAGCAGCUCCGUCAGACAGCCCAGUUUACACAUGAGCGCCGCCGCGGCCUCUCGAGAUAUCACGCUGUUCCACGCCAUGGACACCCUGCACCGGCACGGGUACGACCUGUCCAGCGCCAUCAGCGUGCUGGUGCCGCAGGGCGGCCCGGUCCUCUGCCGGGACGAGAUGGAGGAGUGGAGCGCGUCGGAGGCCAACCUGUUCGAGGAGGCGCUGGAGAAAUACGGCAAGGACUUCAACGACAUUCGGCAAGACUUUCUCCCAUGGAAAUCUCUGACCAGCAUCAUAGAGUAUUACUACAUGUGGAAGACCACAGACAGAUACGUGCAGCAGAAACGGCUGAAGGCAGCGGAAGCAGAGAGCAAACUGAAGCAAGUUUACAUUCCCACAUAUAAUAAGCCAAACCCCAACCAGAUCAGUAAUGGGAAGAUGGCCACCAUGAACGGAGCUGCAGGGGCAGGCGGAUACCAGAUGGCGGGAACUGGGCGAGCCUGUGAGAGCUGCUUCUCUAUGCAGUCUGCUCAGUGGUACUCCUGGGGCCCCCCCAACAUGCAGUGCCGUCUGUGUGUGUCCUGCUGGCUGUACUGGAAGAAGUACGGGGGCCUGAAAAUGCCCAGCCGAGCUGAGGGGGAGGAGAAGAUGCCCGCAAGCCCUGCCCCCAAUGAGCCUCGUUCGCGGGGCCACGGCCCCCGGCAGGGCUCCCACAUGGUGCCCAUGCGGAACAGCGGCAGCCCCAAGUCCUCCAUGAAGACCAAGCAGGCCUUCCUGCUGCAGGCCACGCGCCUCACCAAGCUGGCCCGUCACAUGUGCCGUGACCUCAUCAGGCUGCGCCAGGCGGCGCGCCGCCCCUUUGUGCCCAUUAACUGUGGCGCCGUAAAGGCGGAGUACUUGAGCAGAGUCCCAGACGGAGCGGGUCGGCCUGCUCGCUUCAGAGCCACACAGCGGAGCACCCUCUCCAGCAUCCUGCAGUACCUGGAGUCUCGUCCAGUGCCCCAUACUCCCCGCCCCCCCCGGACCCCUGGCCUGCAGGUCCAGCCCCCCAAGACCCUGAUCUCUUCACUGCCCAGCCACGGGCCUCUAGGAAUGCUGGGAAAGCGUAGCUACCAACACCAUAGCAGGAUGGACACAGAGAGGCGAGCAGCUGCAGCCGGCCAAGAUAAUUCCAGUCACGGUGUGGGACCUGUCUUGCACAAUGGGAGGAGUAGUGGCAGCACUCUACGGACUGCUGGAACAAUGCUUCGCAAGAGACGCCCUAACUGGAUCGAUGCCCCUAAUGACAGUUUCUUUCUCGUUUCCAGGGAGACCAGUGCCCCAGCCGUUAGACAGCUUCUUAUGGAGAGUCCGAAGAUUUCUGUCCCGUUCCCAGCUGAGGAGAGCCUGUAGGCAGCCCUGCGAGCAGAUCAGCGUGCGCCGCGCCCCGCAGGGGCCUCCCCCAGGACUGACCCAGGCCCCCCCGCACCCCAGCCUGAGGACCCGGGGCCCCAUUGUCAUUCAGGACUGAACUAUUUCCACGUUUUCCCCUCAUCAGCCUCAGUAAACCCGCUCUUUCCUCCCUCUGCACCCCCCACGUGACCCCGCUACCACACUGACCAAUUGGCCACCGCCUCCUGCCCCCAACCAUACCUUCAGCAAACACCUCACUCAACAACAUGUUGGUGAUAUUGGUCAUGGGAGGAGAAACCCUCCUCACCGUCAGGCUCCCUCUAGUGGCAGACCUGUCAAUACACCUCUUUAGCGGCAAUAAGAUGUACAGUGCCAGUUCUUUUUUCUUCUUUUGUUAGUACUGAACUCUUUUAGCAGAAAUCAGUUUUUAAUGGUCUGCUAAGGUAUUGGAAACUGUACAUGAGGUAAUUUCUGCCCUUUCCUAUCUCCUGUGAGCUUAAAUUCUCUGUAAAUAAUUGUGCGCUUUUCUUUUUAAAAAUCUGAGAUCUUUUUUUUUUUUUGCCCUGGAUGAUUGGCACGGAAACUUGUUUAUCCUUGUCACAUCAAUCACUUUACCGACAAUCACUCAUAACCAAGCAUCUGUGAUGAUGCGUGAAUCAAAUUCACUGAACAGAGAAUUUAUACAGACCGUGGUUUUGACUGGGUGAGUAGUUUUCACUCACAUACAACACGCCUGUUUCACUGAGGUUCUGUAAACAAACCUCCCGGACAUUCUCUAAAUGUGCCUGGCGCCCAGAGAUUUUUUGCAAAAUAUUCACAUACCGCACCAUCAGAACGACCAGCUUUGAGGUGUCGCAAGCACCUGUUGUAGAUCCGAACCGCAUGAAUAAAUGAAAAAGUGAAUUUUC
Messenger RNA from Anguilla anguilla (European eel), 3116 nucleotides. RefSeq names its product metastasis-associated protein MTA3-like. Gene Ontology annotation, molecular function: histone deacetylase binding; transcription corepressor activity; sequence-specific DNA binding. Gene Ontology annotation, cellular component: NuRD complex; nucleoplasm. The transcript has 21 exons. Bases 193 to 2208 code for a protein of 671 amino acids. Lineage: Eukaryota; Metazoa; Chordata; Actinopteri; Anguilliformes; Anguillidae. Gene Ontology annotation, biological process: negative regulation of transcription by RNA polymerase II. The record is from RefSeq and is a predicted model, not a curated record.